Messenger RNA from Clupea harengus (Atlantic herring), 2617 nucleotides. RefSeq names its product sodium channel regulatory subunit beta-1. Lineage: Eukaryota; Metazoa; Chordata; Actinopteri; Clupeiformes; Clupeidae. Gene Ontology annotation, molecular function: sodium channel inhibitor activity; transmembrane transporter binding. Gene Ontology annotation, biological process: cardiac muscle cell action potential involved in contraction; sodium ion transport; regulation of sodium ion transmembrane transporter activity. Gene Ontology annotation, cellular component: voltage-gated sodium channel complex. The record is from RefSeq and is a predicted model, not a curated record.
CGGUCUAAAUAUAGCAGCCUUCAACUGACAGGCGGACAUAUUGUAGGUUCUUACCACACGGAUUUGUUUUCCUUCAUGUUUUCAGACUAUUUUCAAACUAAGCGUAAGAAUAUAUUACAUUGAGAGUAACACAAAAGAAAGUCGAUUUUUGUGGAACCACAUUUUGUGGGUUAAAUUGGAGGGCGAAAGGGGAGCAGAGCAAACAAGCCGCGAGGCUGAAUAUGACUCAGGUCAAGAGUGGGGUCUUUACAUAACACAAGGAAGAGAGGAAUAACUUCAUGUGUUAGGCAUUGAACUGAUUCAACAUUUUAAGAUAAUGGCGCAUUUGAAGGUAUCACUUUUGGGAUUUGUCAUGCUUCUCCUUCAUGGACCCCAGGUCCAGGCAGGAUGUGCUGAAGUAGACUCCAUGACUGAGGCGGUGGCUGGGGAGAGCUUCCUGUUGGGCUGCAUCUCCUGUAAGAAAAGGGAGGAAGUGCUAGCAUCAACCACCGUAGACUGGUUCUUCAAGCCCAAUGGACAGGACAAUUUCGAUCAAAUUUUCCACUAUGAGUACCCAGUGCCUUUCAUUCUGCAUGAUGACUUUGAAGACCGUCUGGAAUGGCAGGGCACCAUGGGAACGAGCGAUGUGCAGAUCGGUGCCAUUUUCAUUCACAAUGUCACCUUCAAUGACACAGGGACUUACCGCUGCAACUUUGAGCGCCUCCUCUAUCUUCCCUAUGGAGACCAGCCUGUCACCGUCACUAAGGUUGUGGAGCUGUCUGUGGUGGCUGUAGGUAACCGGGAGAUGACGGCUGUGAUCUCUGAGAUCAUGAUGUAUGUGACGGUUGUGUUGCUGCAGCUGUGGAUGAUUGCAGUGCUGUUCUACUGUUAUAAGAAGAUCUCUGCAGAGAGCGAGGCCAGGGAGGCCCGAAAAGCACUGAAGGCUCUGAACAAAGUUAUGGAUACAAAGGAUACGUGUGAUGGUGUGCAUUUGGAAUAGCUUUUUAAGGUGGGUUGACAGAAGUGGCUACUGUGACGUUUGACAGCAACACAGCGCUGGAAGUCAUUGGGGUUGUCUGGCUUACGCUAGGUCAUACAGGGCACCAUCAACACCCCUCUCUCUCUCUGUCUGAAAGUUCAGGAUGCCUGAUGGUAUACCUAGCAAGACAUCAGCAGUUGACUUAUGAGUUCUAAUACAAAAAAGGACUGAGCUGUGUAUGAAGCAUGUCACAAGCUGGCCAGAAGAGCUGAUGAGGUGAAAUGGUCAAACCAUAGUAGAGCAUAACUGACUUGCUUAUUACUAAUUUGUCUAAAGACUGUAGAUGAUAGUCUUGGUUUUAUGAUGUGUUGCUGGAGAUACAUUGCCAUAAUAAUUAUAAUGCCAUUGUAAUGUAUCUAAUCAUUUAAUAUGGAGAUUAACCAGUUUUCAGAUGGGAUAUUGAACUUCAGUGAGGAAAAACAUACUGUAUUUGAUAAAUGUUAUGUGAAGUUGCGGUACUGCAAUUUUCCAGAUGGAUAUUGUGAUCUGCAUAUUUUUUCCUAAUAAGUAAAGACUAUUAUUUUCCAGUAGAAAUCGUUUAGUUGCACAUUUACUACUUUUGCCAUUAGUAAUACCCUUUGAAUUAGCUCACUAUUAACCACAAGCUUGUUAUCCUAUUGGAAUGUUUAUGAUGCUAUACUAUAUUGUCUUCUUGGUUGAAACAGCAGAACACAUGAUUUAACACGUGUUUUUUUUCAUUUUUUUUUCAUUUGAGCUGCAUGAUGGACGCCACAGAACACAUUUAUAAGAUAUAUACUCCAUUUUCUCCUUCUUAGGUUCUUAAUGAGUAAUAUUAUGGCAGGGUAGUCCUGAAUAAAGAAUGUACGGAAUGUUGUUUUUGCAACUGAUGAUUAAAAAGAAAAGACCUCUUUUGACAGCCAUUUGACGUUUCACCCAGAAAACAUAACCUGUCUGUACAUGCUCUCGUCGUUUCACACCAGUAUACGUUUUAUUAGAUGCCUGUAGGGGUCCAAAGCCAUCUCUGUGUAUUCUCCAAAUGGUAUCUUGCAUGUGUACACUUUUUCAUCCUGACAUCUCUUUAAUCUGAAGUAUCACCCCAUUUAUAUCUGGAUCUAAUAAUACACCAUUACAGCUUUGGCGAUAUAGAUGCAUAGGUGUUCAGUGUUCAUUUGUGUUCUGAUUAUGCCACUCAUAUAAGUCCACGCCAUCAUAUCAUAUCCAAGAGGGUCUAUAUUUUUUAUUGAAUAUCAUUUGGUGAUGGAGUAUGACCUUCAAGGACCAGUUUUUAAAAACUUUAAGUAUGGAUCAGAAUCCAGAAAGUGAAAUCUCUAUUUUCACAAUGUUUAAUUAGAAUACUUUCACCUAUUUUAGGGAUCUGACACUUAUCUGUAUUUGUCACUGUGAUGUCAAUUAUCAAAAUAUAAGGUUAUCUUAAUUUGUAUUUGAUUAUUAUUCGUUUUUAUGUGGCCAUCUGUUGGACACAUGAUGCCUCACUAUGUUUUUUAAAGAGGAACAGAUAUCAUAAGUGAGGCCACUAAGAGAGUUUACAUCUAUCAAAUUAUAUAAUCAUAUGGACAAACGUUGGACAGAGAAUCAUUGUCCACAUCAAUAAUAAUAUUAUGAACAUACUGUGUUGUU